AUGUCAAGCACUUCACACCGCGUCCGCGGGGGUUCUCGACGAGCCGCCCUCGCCUGCACCCUCGUCGCCACGGUCGGGCUCGCGCUGAGCGCGUCGGCGAGCGCGCAGGACCUGGUCCCGCAGAACGACAAGCUGUACUUCCAGGCGGAGACAGUCGACACCGCCGCGCCGGUGAAGGCGCUGCACAAGGUCCGCGCGAUCGCGGCCGAGCCGCAGCGGUUCGUGCUCCAGCUCGACGGCCCGAUGUCGCCCGCGCGCCGGGAGGCGCUGAUCGAGGCGGGCGUGGUGAUCGGCUCGUACGUCCCGGCGAACGCGUUCAUCGUUGACCUCUCCGGCGCGGACCUCGCGUCGGUGGAGGCGAUGGGCUUCGUCCGCUUCGUCGACGAGUUCCGCCCGAGCUGGAAGCUCUCCCCGCAGGUGCUCGCCGGUCGCGAGUACACCUCCGAGGACCGCAAGCUGCUCGACAUGGCGGGUCGCGUGCUCGUGAACGUCACGCUCUUCGAGAACGUGAACGUCGCGGACGCGGAACGCAAGCUCGUGCAGAUGCCGGGCGUCGAGUUCAAGUUCACCGAGGUGAUCGGCGGCCAGAGCGUCGUGACGCUCGAGAUGGACCGCGCCAAGGUCGCCGACCUCGCGGCCCACUCGGCCGUGCAAUUCGUCGAGGACGCGCCGGACGUCGAUUACCGCAACUCCACCACCCGCUGGAUCAUCCAGACGAACCAGGUGAACAACACCCCCGUCUACGACGCGGGCAUCCACGGCGAGGGCCAGAUCAUCGGCGUCCUCGACGGCGGCGUGGACUCCAACCACUGCUCGUUCAGCGACACGCAGCCGAUCGGCCCCAGCCACCGCAAGAUCGUCGCGUACAACAACUCGUUCUCCACCUCGAGCCACGGCACCCACGUCGCCGGCACCGCGGCGGGUGAUUCGGGCACGAACAACGACCUCCGCGGCAUCGCGUACGGCGCGAAGAUGGCGGUGAACACGAUCCCGUCGUUCACCGAGUCCGGCAUCCUGCAGCGGCUGAACCUGCACCACAGCCAGGGCGCUCGGAUCCACACGAACUCCUGGGGCGACGACGGCACGACGGCGUACAACUCGCUGGCGCGCGGCUUCGACGUCUUCCUGCGCAACAACGAGGACGACGUCGUCCUGCUCGCGGUGACCAACGGCUCGGUGCUCCGCAACCCGGAGAACGCCAAGAACCUGAUCGCCGUCGGCGCGACGCAGGACACGCCCAGCCAGGCCAGCCACUGCACCGCCGGCAUCGGCCCGACGGCCGACGGCCGGCGCAAGCCCGAGAUCUACGCCCCGGGCUGCUCGACGAUCUCCGCCAACGACGACACCGCCUGCUCCACCACGAGCCUCACCGGCACGUCGAUGGCCUGCCCGGCCGUCGCCGGCGCCGCGGCCCUCGUCCGCCAGUACUACAUGGACGGCUUCUACCCGAGCGGCAUGGAGAACUCGCUCGACGCGUUCACCCCGAGCGGGCCGCUCGUGAAGGCGACGCUUUUGAACUCGACGCGCGACAUGACCGGCAUCGGCGGCUUCCCCUCGAACCUCGAGGGCUGGGGACGCACCACGCUCGAUGACGCGCUGUUCUUCCCCGGCGAUUCGCGCCGGCUCGUCGUCGUCGACGACGUCCGCAACGCCGACGGCCUCACCACCGGCGAGAGCGUCGACUACGGGCUCAACGUCGACGGCUCCGGCGAGCCCCUCCGCAUCACCAUGGCUUUCUACGACGUCCCCGGCGCCUCCGGCGCGUCCAACCCCGUCGUCAACAACGUCGACCUCGUCGCCAUCAGCCCGAGCGGCACGACGUACCGCGGCAACAACUUCUCGGGCGGCCAGUCGGCGCCCAACGGCUCGGCCGAUGCCAUCAAUAGCGUCGAGCAGAUCCUCGUGAACAACCCCGAGCAGGGCGGCUGGACCGUCCGCAUCGUCGGCACGGCCGUGAACUCGGGCACGCAGGGCUACGCGAUCGCGGCCUCCGGCGCCGUCUCCGACGGCCCGACGGCCCUCUCGGUGAACCUGGACAUGGCGGCGCCCGAGAUCAUCGCGCCGGGCUCGUCCACCGAACUGACCAUCCGCGUGAACCCGGGCGACGACAUGCUCGUCGGCGGCUCCACCAAGCUCCAGCUGAGCAUCGCCAACGGCUCGUUCAUCGAGAUCGGCACCACGCAGAUUUCCGAGAACGUCUUCCGCGGGACCAUCCCGCCCGUCGACUGCGGCGACGACCCCCGCUUCUUCCUGCAGGCCGAGGGCGUGACCACCGGCACCGUGUUCUUCCCGCCCGCGGGCGCGGCGGACCCGCUGCAGAUCGGCGUGGGCGAGUUCGCCAUCGAGCUCAUGGACAACUUCGAGACCGACACCGGCUGGACCGUGAGCAACGACCCAUCGCUCACCGCCGGCGGGUGGGCCCGCGGGCUGCCGCUCGGCGGCGGCGACCGCUCCGACCCGGCGACGGACUCGGACGGCUCGGGCCAGUGCUUCCUGACGGACCCGAACGACGGCGACACCGACGUCGACGGCGGCCCGACGAUCCUGACGUCGCCCGCGUUCGACUUCUCCGGCUCGCUCGACGCGCAGAUCAGCUACGACCGCUACUACGGCAACUCCGACAUCAGCGACACGUUCGCGGUCGAGAUCUCCGACGGCGGCCCGUGGGUCACCGUCGAGAACGUCAACCCGAACGGCGCGUCCACCUGGACGACCCGCACGAUCAACGUCGCGGACUUCGUGAGCCUCACGAGCACCGUCCGCAUCCGCUUCGUCGCGAGCGACAGCCCCAACAACUCCGUCUUCGAGGCGGGCGUCGACAACGUCGUCGCCUCCGGGUUCUCCUGCGAGAGCGCCGCGGCCUGCCUCGGCGACUGCGACGCCAACGGCGUCGUCAACUUCGAGGACCUCGUCGCCAUGCUCUUCGUGUUCGGCAGCGACGACAACGGCAUGUGCAACGCCGACCAGACCGGCCGCGUCGACUUCGACGACCUCGUCACCGCGCUGUUCCUCUUCGGGCCCUGCCCCAAGUAA
Symbiodinium necroappetens is the source of this 3033-nucleotide messenger RNA. The record is from the annotation of a GenBank genome assembly. Lineage: Eukaryota; Dinophyceae; Suessiales; Symbiodiniaceae.